Molecule: messenger RNA, 5005 nt
Organism: Condylostylus longicornis
Lineage: Eukaryota; Metazoa; Arthropoda; Insecta; Diptera; Dolichopodidae
Gene: Eaat2
Product: excitatory amino acid transporter
Exons: 7
Coding region: 961-2640 (559 amino acids)
Biological process (GO): L-glutamate transmembrane transport
Cellular component (GO): plasma membrane
Molecular function (GO): glutamate:sodium symporter activity; neutral L-amino acid transmembrane transporter activity; L-glutamate transmembrane transporter activity
Source: RefSeq, a predicted model, not a curated record
GAAAAGUCAAAAAACCGAAUUCUAAACAAAAGAAGAAAAAAAAAACAACAAGUAAAAUAAAAAAAAUAUUAAAGUGAAAAUUUUGAAAGGAAAUCUUAUUACAACGGGUACUCAAAAGAAAUUCGUUGGAAAUUUUAUGCAAUUAAAUUAUAAAAUGUUAAAAAGAUUUUUAAAUUUACAUUCUAAGAUUUUCAUUUAGUGUUUUCUUCUCUCUAUAUAUAUAUAUAUAUAGAAUUCUGUGUGAAUAUUUUUUAAUGAUAUUUUAUAAAUAAAAUUUAUAUAUUAAUGAUUUGCAUAUUUACCUUAACCUUUACUUACCUACCUAUAUAUUAUAUAUGUAAAUAAAUAAAUGGUGUAAUUAUAAAAAAAAAAUAAUUUAUUACAAAACAAAUUUUGUUUCGGUUUUUUAUUUUGAUUUUUGCGAUCUGGUUUUAUAAGCUGUGUUUCAACACAUCCAAUUUAAAAAAACAAAAUUCAUUCAAAAUUUAUAAUCUAAUGCUAACUGAUAUUACUGGAGAACAAAAAUUUCAAUCUUAUGUAUAUUGGAAACUAAUAUCUUGACUUCGUUAAUUUAUACAAUUAUCAAAUUAUAUCAAAAAGGCUUAUAUUAAAAAAUAUAAAUGAUUUAUGCAUAUAAAUGUGAGAAACUGUGAUUUGAAUUUCGGAAACGCUUUUUAGUCGAAUUAUUCAAUUUAAUUUUUAUUUUAAACAAUUAGUUUAUAGUUAGAAUAUUUCAAAGAAAGGAAAAAACAACAAAGAAGACAGCGGGAAAUCGUAAAUUAAAAUAUAUGUAUAAAAUAAAUUAAAAUAAAAAUAAUUAAUAUUAAAAUUAAUAUAAAUUAAAAAAUUACUUGUACAUUAGAUUUCAUAUAUUCUUAAAAAAGGGAGAACAAGCUAAUAAAAACAUACAAAACGGUGUUCCAAAAGAUAAAACAGUUUUCAGAUUAUCUUUUUGCAAAAAUGGGGCCACCAAGUUGUGCUACUGUCGAUGGUACAGAAUUACCACCAAAAACAACUGAACGUAGUGAAGCACCAGUUGAAUUAACUGGAAUACGUAAAUCACUUAAAGAAAAUUUAAUGUUAUUGGUAACAUUAUCUGGAGUCACUUUAGGUGUAAUAAUUGGUUUCAGUUUACGUCAAUUCAAUUUAAGUGAAGAUUCAAUCAUGUUAAUUUCUUAUCCUGGUGAACUUUUUAUGAGAAUAUUAAAAUUAAUGAUACUUCCGUUGGUUAUAUCAAGUUUAAUAGCUGGAUCAGCUAGUUUGAAUGCAAAAAUGAAUGGAAAAAUUGCUUUAAGAACUUUAAUAUAUUUUGCUGCAACAUCAUUUUUUAAUGCAUGCCUUGGUGUAUGUUUAGCAAUGCUUAUACAUCCUGGUGAUCCUGGACUCCAUAAUACAUUAGAUCGGACUGCUGAUAAUAGGGCUGUGAAUUUAUUAGACAGUUUAUUAGAUCUUGGAAGAAAUGUUUUUCCUGACAAUCUAUUCCAAGCAGCAUUUCAACAAGCACACACAGUUUAUGUACCGAAACCAACAAUAUUAACGAAUUUCAAUGAUACUACAAAUGAGACGUCAACAAGUUUGGAUGCACAAGUUGGUUCUUCAUCCGCCAUUACAUCCGAUGAAGUGGAAGUUGAGUUAGUUCGUGUAGUACAAUAUCGUAGUGGAACAAAUACACUUGGCAUUGUAUUUUUCUGUUUGGUAUUUGGCACAUUUCUCGGUACAAUUGGUACAAAAGGACAAGUUGUGAUUGAUUUCUUUUCGGCUGUAUUUGAGGUUGUGAUGAAGAUGGUUACGUGUGUAAUGUGGUUAACCCCACUUGGUAUUAGCUCAGUUAUAGCUGGAAAAAUAUUAGGUGUUGUUGAUUUAGCUUUAGUAAUGUCACAGCUAAUGUGGUUCAUUAUAACUGUUGCAAUUGGUGUAUUCCUGUAUCAAAUGUUUGUAAUGCAACUGAUAUACUUUCUAUUCCUGGGCCGUAAUCCUUUUAAAUUCUAUUGUGGACUCAUACAGCCAAUGCUGACAGCUUUUGCUACAGCAUCAACUGCUGCUGCAUUACCAAUAACAUUCCGUUGUAUGAAUGAGAAAUUGAAAAUUGAUCAAAGGAUAACCAGAUUUGUUUUACCAAUUGGUUGUAAUGUCAAUAUGGAUGGGACUGCAUUAUUUAUUGCAGUAGCAUCUCUUUUUAUUGCACAAAUGAGUGGUAUGGCUAUUGGAUUUGGUGAAAUUGUCACUGUUUUACUAACAUCAACAGCAGCAUCAAUGAGUUCAGCUAGUGUUCCGAGUGCAGCUUUGGUAUUACUGCUAGUUUCACUUUCAGCAAUCGAUGCGCCAGUACAAGAUGUAACAUUAUUAUUCGCUAUUGACUGGUUUGUUGAUCGAAUUCGGACUACAAAUAAUAUGCUUGGAGAUUGCUAUGCCGCUGCUAUUGUAGAACAAUUAUCUAAAAAAGAAUUGAUGGCUCUAGAUGCUGCUGUUUUGUAUCAGGACUCUGGGGCAGUAACAACACCAAAUGGCCAUAUUCAUAUGGAUCAAUCAGAAUUAGAAAGACGAUUAUCUAUAUCAAAUUCAGUAAUUGUUGACAUACCAAAUGGAACAGCUGCAAAUGGUUAUCAUCCAACACAAAAUGCAAUAAAUACAAGGAUGUAAAACAGCACCGUUAGUAUUUUAUAAUAAUAAAGAACAUAAUAAUAAUAAUAACAUAUGAAGUAUAAUAGCAAAACAAAAUAGAAAAGCGUAUGAGUUUAGUUUUAAUUUCUAUAAAUUUAUUAACAAAAUAUUAUGUUGCAUAUGAAUAUAUUUUUUUUAAGAAAAUGACUUUAAGAAUUUUAAGAGUUUCAAUAAUUAAUAAUUAUUGCACACUCUUGCUGUAAAUAUAUGUGUUACAGGUAUAAUAAUCUUUCACGAACUAAUUUUUUACUAAAUUUUCAAUUUUUUUUUUUAUUUUAUAUUUUGUUUCAUAUACGUACAUAUACAUAUAGAACUCUUAUUAAGAAAUGUUUAUUUUAUAUUAUCUAUAUAUUCUGAGAUUAAAAUAUGGAGAUUUCUUUUUUAUAAAUAAUAAAAUAAUCGGGAUAAAAGACAUAUUUGGCCCCCAUUUGAAUAAUACUCUAAUUACAAUAUAAAUUAACUAGAAUCAGUGCACUACUUAAAAUUAACAAAAUUUUGUAGAAAAAUAAUCAAAAUUUAACCUUUCAUAAAAUUUAUAAAAUUUAUGCAUUAUUUAAAACAAGUAGAUAAUUGUAAUAUAAAUAUGUGCAAAGCAAUAUCGACUUUAAUAUAAUUGGUAGUCAAACAAAAACAAAUAUCCUAUAAUUAAUACAAAUUAUGAAUUAAAAAAUUAUUUUAAUAAAAAACAAUAGAUCUUACACAUUAUUACAUUAUACAUAAAUAUAAUUUUGUAGCUAAUGUGUACAUUUGUUUUUGUAUAAAUUUAACAAUCAGAUCAAAGUAAAAAUAUGUAAAGAAUUUUAUAAAACACUCUUUUUUUGUAUGUAGCGUCCUUCUUUACAUUGCGAAUCAAUAAAAUAAUAUGUUCACAUGAGUUCACUAUUUGUAUUUAUUUUAAUUAAUCUCAUUUCCAAAAUAUUUGCAAUAUAAAUUCAAAAGUACCUAUGUAAUUUGUUAUUAAACCUAUUGGAUUGAUAAAUUCAAAUUGUAAUACAUAAAUUCAUUCAUAAAUUAGUGGAUAAAAAUGCAGUUGAAUACUAAAUUUAACAUUUUUACACUUAAAUUAAAAACUAUUUCUGAAUCAAUUUCUUAUAAACAAUAUAUGUAUAAUUUGGUAUUCAUGAGUAUAAGGCCUAUAAAAUAAAUGAAAUAAAAAUUUAGUAAAACUUAAUACAAUUUAUUUUUUAAUUAUUAGUGUUAAUUAAUUUAAUUAAAAAUAGGCAAGAUUUAAAUUGUUAAAUUUAAUUUACCAUUAAAAAAUUUUUAACACCUAUGCACAUACUUCCAUAAGCUAUAACACUUAAACAUAUAGAAUUAUUUUAAAAUUGAAAAUUUAAUUAAACACAAAAAUCUUUUACUUAUUCGAAUUUUUUAUUGACACUAAAAAUGAUGUAUAAAAAAUUUAAAAACAAAAUUAAUUGGCAAAAAAUUCCCAACUUAUUUUGUUCAAAAUUUUAUACUUAUUAUGGGUAUACAUUAAAAAUAAAAAUUAAAGUAUAUUGUAUAAUUUAAUGCCUUUGUCCAGUGUGUUAGGCGAAAAUAUUAAAGAAAAAACCCCAAAUAAAUAUUUGCUCAUGUAAAAUACAUUUUUUUUAUAUAAAUUUCAUUAUUAGUAAUAAAAUUAUUGAAAAAUUUUGUUUACAUUCUAUUUUUAUAAUGGCUUUUAAAUUUGUCAUUGAAAUGUCAAAUGUAAAAUAAGUAGAAUUUUGUUUCAAAAGAUUGAGAAACUUUUCAAUUCGAUACUCGAAAUAUUUUGAUUUUGAAGUUUUAUUGUAAAUUUUUUUUUUUUUAUUAAAAUUAACUUAAAAGAGAAACAUUAUUUUUAAUAUUUUUUUUUAUUUUUGUACUUUGUUAAAAAUUUUUAAUCGAUUGGAGUCUGCCUUAUUAAUUAUUAAUACCAAUUAAAGAAUAUUAUAAAUUAUUUGUGAUAGUACUUGAUAAGAGUAAUUGUAUAUUUAAAAAUAAAAUAUCAAAUUCAGUUUUAUUCAAAAUGGAAAUAUUUUUUAGAGAAUGUCCAAAGAAAAAAAGAACAAAAAAAAUAAUAAUAAUAUAAAAUGUAUAAAAUAACAAAAAAAUAAAGUUAAUAAUAAAAAAAAAAUUUUAACAGAUUACACCAUUUUACAUAAUAUAAUUGACAUAAAGUAGAAUGCUUAAAUAAAUACACCCCCAUCAAAAAUAGUAUGUACCUAUAAAGUUCAUGUUAAAUUUAUAAAAUGGUAUAAAAUUUUCAAUAUUCUUUGCAGAGAUAACAACAUAUAUGUACGAGUAAUUAUAUAAGAAAAGUUGGCUAAUAUUUAUAAUAAUCUAUAAUGUAUGCAGAAAAAAUAAUUCUCUGCUUAGAAAA